UGACAACGCCGUAACGGAGGAAAACAUUGUCGUAGCUCCUCUGCUAUUUUCGUUAUUUCUGGAUUAAUAUUGUGUUCCACUGCCUCAAAGUGCAGUAUAAAAGAUAUCACUCCUAACGCUUCAUAAUUGUCCGCUAAAAAUCGAAUGAACAUUUCAAAAUGAGCUCAAAAGAUUCUGAGCAGAACAAUAUUACGAGCUCAAACGCUUUUGCUAAUAUAACAGACGAGGAAAACAUGCUCACUUCCCCCAAAGCCGUUGGAGUAGGGAAGUCAUCCACUGACGGGGAUGUUUUCAUGAGCGACGACGAGGGAAAAGUUUUGACAACUUUAGAAUCAUCUAAACCUUCGUCGGUUCCUAAGGAAAGACUUAUUAUUCACAGCCAAACUAUCAUUAAACCGGCGGGUGUAGUGGGAAAUGGUCCCAGUCCAACAACGCAGGCCCAGAAGGAUGACCUGUUGGCUAAGAUGAAAAGCCGUCUGAGCAAGCAAAUUGAUCUAAAAAUGGUACCGACUACUCCCAAAGGCCAGUCUUCGCAAUCUCAACAUGAUACUAGCGGAUCAAUUGAAAUUCCUCAUGAUUUGAUACUGGGAAGCGACAUACCAGCAACGCCGUUGGCAAGUGGAGCUGCGAAAGGGGAACUCGAAGAUCAUGAUCUAAUAGCAAUUCUCGAAGGUGAUGACGUUGAAAUUACAGAGAAUGCUACCGAGAUUGAAGUAACAGUUGGUGCACGAGAAGCCGGAAUGUAUAACGAAGGCCAAGUACUGGAAGAGAUUCAGAUAUCCUUUGUCGAUGAGCAAGAUAUAGAGACGGAACAGAAGGAACGCGAAAAAGAAAUCGCAAUGAGGCAAAUGGCGAAUUUACCUACUCUGCCGAAAGGACGCCGACCGAAACCGAGAUUGCAAGACCCUACAGCCACAUCUACUCCAACGCUGAAGAUGGAUUCCACGCCGAAGGUUACGAUUAAAGGGCAAACCACUAUCAAACCUGUCCCUAGACCAUUACUUAUUCCCAAAAAAGAACCGGUUGAUGAAUUUGUUAUACCUGCAGCGAAAGUUGUUUCGUCUACAAGUCCUCUUAAAAACAGAAUCGUUACAUCUCCUGUUUUGAAAACGUCACCACGUGAUAUCAAGAGUUCCCCAAAUGAAUUGAUCAGUUCUUUGGUGUCGGAUUGGGACGAUGAACCAGUUGUAUUCAAAGAAGAACCCGUUAGUCCCGUAAAACCAAUUCCGAAGCAGUCGUUACCAAUGCUGCCUCCACCACCACCACCGCCGUUUGAAGAGCAACCCAAGCGAUCCAGAAUCAUCAAAAAGAAAAUUAUUUGGGAUCCCGAUAACCCAGAAACUCAUAUGUCAUUUGCUAGCUUCAUAAAAUCCAAUCGUACAAAGGAAAUCAUCGAAGAACCUAAACCCAAACAAGAAGUAUUGGCAAAACCUGCACCGGUGUUUCGUCCUCCUGGUACCGGGAUUCGGCGAAAACGUGCCGAAUCUGUAGCUGUGCAUAUGAUGAAGGACCCACCAUACACACCUCCUCAACACUAUUUAAAGCGGGCUCGUACCCCGGAACCGGUUGCCAAGAAACCGUUAACGAGCAAUACGCAGAUCUCAAAGGGGUCCAUCAUUGGCCGCAAGAAGAAAAGUGAAAUCGAGAAGCUUCUAGGCGAUGAGGGUGCCAUCAAUAUGCUUUACGAUGUAGAGUGUGAGAAUAGUAAUAAGGAUCUACUGAAAGAUUCAGAUAUUACCUUGGACUCCGAUGACGAAGAUGAAAAACUCCUGGCGAAGGCAAAGAUAAUCACCGAUGCUGUCAUCAAGCAAGGAACGUCUCCAACAGAUAUCGCAACGGUAGCACCGAGAGUAAGAACAAAACGAGCUUCUACUCCACAGCAACAGACUUCGGUUAGUCCAGCACCAAUGACUGUCCACCCCGCGACUAAUGCCACCGCUCCAAGUACCUCACGCAAAAGUGCAGGCCCUUCUAACGGUGCUGCUCGUAAACGCAAGCAAACAAACACCGCAUCCGAUGAUUGGGAUUAUGUUUAUAAAUCGCGCAAAACCUGUGACGAUGCGAUGAUCAUUCGCCGACGUUCCAACAGUUCUUAUUCCAGCUCCACUAGCCCCCGAAGACUUAGUGUCGAACAGCUCAACACCAGUAACGAAACCUCUGCCGACAAAUCCAGCACAUUUGAGUUCGUGAAACCAAACGAUAAAAGCCCAUCGAAAGAUGGCAAUCUCAAAGUUGACUCGUCGCUUGUGGCCAACAUGAAGGGCAAGCUGAGCAAAGUACUCGGCAGUAAGCCCAAAAAAGAUGAGCUUAGCAUAUCAAUCCCUUCGUCAUCGGAGAAAAAAGACAAAGUUUCGCCAAAGCCAACGAAGUCCAUCAAAAGUGACGGUGUCACAACUAUCAAGCUUAACGAAAAGGAAAUCACUAGCGUUAUGUCACCGGGAGAAACACUGCAGAGUAAACUGAACGAGUUGACGUUGAAGGAGCUCAGAUGUAACCAGUGCGGCAACUACGUUGAAGUGGUUCUCGCUCCUAGGGAGACGAAACUUAAAGAUGUCUUCACUAUCGAGUUGAUUAACGAGCUGAAGUCGGUUCUGAUCGUGUUGAAGAGUAGUCCGUCGGUACGGGCAGUACUAAUUCGCUCUAGUGGAAAGCAUUUUUGCCGCGGAAUAGAUGUAUCUUAUCUCAUCCAAACGAACGGGGAAAAACGGAGAACCGCAGCUCAGGUUUACAGCGGUCACUUGAGAAAUUUUCUACAAACACUGGCAAUGUUCAACAAACCGUUGGUGGCAGCAGUUCAUGGCGAUGUUCUUGGAUUGGGUGUGACCAUUCUGCCGUUAUUCGAGUGUGUCAUCGCACCCGACAGUACAACUUUUUCCACCCCGUACGCACAGUUUGGACACCUCCCGGAGGCAAUGAAAAUUUUUAGUACUGCUAAAAACUUGAAACCGAAAGCUCUCACGGACUUACUUUACCUUAAUAAGAAGGUAUCGUCGACUACAGCUUUGGACUAUGGAUUGAUCACUGAGGUGGUCCCUCCCGAGAAGAUGCAGGACAGAGCCAAUAGCGUCACCAAGAGGCUGUCAUCAUUUUCAUUACAGGGGCUGAGAUCGAUUAAAUCAAAUCUUCGCCAGGAACUGUUAGCCCAUCUCGAUGAGCAUCUCAUCGCCGAACAGAAAAAACUUUCUCAACAGUGGAUUACGGUCGAGUGUCAGGAUAAGUUUAAACAAUUUUUGUCAAAAGGCGGUGAAUGGUGAUGGACCGACCUGUCGUAGUAAGUGACAACCAUAUUUUACUUCAUUUUACCUUAUUUUACAUAAUUAAUCUACUUGACAUUUACCGGUCGAAUUCGUUCGACGAUCGAAUGUCUGGUGAGUAAAAAUACUCACACCAUUUGUUUAGAUGAUUCACAUUUCGAACACUCAAAGAAGAAAAAUUAAAGGCAAAGGGCCGGAGAACGAUAUCGUUCAUAAAAAAUUAACUUUUUUGGAUUGUUUUUUUUCCUCUACCAAUUAAAUUCCGUUUAACAAAGCGAUCGAGGGGUUCAGUGCAUUAGGCAAGAUAGCACUUCCUAAGUUUAGGAUUAAAACUUAUUUCAUGCAUUGUUCAUGGUUAUGAUAAAAGAUGUUUAUGAUUUAACGUACUUCCAAUGCACAUAUUGAAGUAUGAUGAUCGGUGAAAAGAUUUCUGAUAGUCAGACAUUAGUGCAAAUAUUUUUUAAUCACACGGAGAAAAUAUACGAAAACCGUUCUGUUCUAUGAAAUCUGUUAGGUUAAAUAAGUAUGCAGAGGAAAACGUUUCAAAUUGAAAAAAAUCAUUGCGUUUUCCACAUAAUUGUACUUUGAGAACUACAGAAUAAAGAUUUUCGUUAACAUGAAUUUAGAUUUAA
Malaya genurostris is the source of this 3886-nucleotide messenger RNA. RefSeq lists its product as uncharacterized. The coding region runs from base 159 to 3254 and encodes 1031 amino acids. The transcript has 6 exons. The record is from RefSeq and is a predicted model, not a curated record. Lineage: Eukaryota; Metazoa; Arthropoda; Insecta; Diptera; Culicidae.